AACAUAUAUACCUUUUACAUAAAGUGGAAGAAGGUAGUGGAGGUGGUGGUGGUAGGCCAGCUUGGUUGGAAUGAAAUAGUGAAUGAAUGUAUGAUGGCCGGAGAAAAAAGCAGCAGUACUCAUGAAGGCGUGCAAAAGGAUUCAGAUUGUCCAAUUAACACACUAGCUAGUACGUUACGUUACACGUAGGUAGGGACUAGGGUGGAUGUAAAACCUCCUUGAUAUCAUAUAUAUAUACUCCUUACUAUGUUAAUGUUGGGGAAAACAUGCACGGAUCGAUGGAUUUCUUCAUUCUGUUGAGUUUGGUUUCCAUCUCCUAUUUCUCAUUUGGCGCCGAUUCCAACAUAUGAAGUAACAAAUAUGCACUAUAAGUUGCUGACAAAACUCCAGUCCCCUUAUCUCUGAGUCCCCUGGACAAAAGGAAGAAAGGGGAUGCAACAAAAUUACUAAUGUGACUGAAAGGAAAAUCACAUACGCGGUUCGCCACAUUGCCAUAACACCACAAGGUCAGAAAUACACUUUUUAUUCUUUGUAUCUGACCUAGCGUACCGAUAAACAAGAGAAGAUUUUUAACGGGGGGGGGGGGGAGAAACAGUAAUAAUUUGUGACACGGAAAAAGUAUAAUGGUUACUUCUACUAACAAACAGUAUACGCUACGCUAAGAGGUCUUGUACUGGUAACAAGUAGAAAACAGGCAACAUGCAUGCAGAGCAGAUGUUAUUUGGGGUGGGUGUGGGUCAAUAUCAUUCCUUGUGCAUGCUCAGUGCUCUAUCAUGUUCGUCCCCUGCUUUUAGUCUCAUAAUCUCUUCCUUUGUUGAUCAUGACAUGAAUACAUUUGUCUGGAAUAUUCCACUUUCUCUGUUCUUAUUCCAUAUCCUCAUUCCUGACGUCUUCUUUGUUUUGUUUUCCUUAACUCACAGGAAAUACUAGUGUGCACCUAUAGCUAUCCUCAUUCUGCAGUACUUAAUCUUAUGCAUCUAAUUCACAAAGCAUCAAAGAGUAAUUUCCCUGUCAAACGCACACAGAUUAUUUAUCUUAGCUCUAAGAAAGCCACCAUGGAGAAUGUCGUCCUUUGGAAAAACGUAUAUAUCGUGGUCUUCUUCCACAGGGAAAGGCAGUCACUUUUUGCUGUCAUGCGCUCCACUGCGAGUGCUUCCAAAAAAGUGGGGGUCCCACCAGCCUCAUGGGCAUGUGGAAUUAUUGCUCACGAUUCCUCAGCCAAAGAAAAACACUUGGAAUCUUUUUUCUUUUCUCUUUUUUAUCAAAAAUCACUUUAUCUUUGGUCAUGCCGUUUAUAAAAAGCUACUGACAUUGUGUCCAUAUAGCAUUAGCUGCAUUAGCAGCAUUAUCCUAGCUAAACAAAGGAAAAUAAUUAUUGCAAGCAAAAUUUUAGGAGUACAAUGCUUAAAACUCAAGCCAUAUUUUAGUUUGAAAUGAAACGACAUCAUAACAGUCAAGACUCAGUAGGAAAAUAAGAAAUUAAAUUACCUUUUCUUGAAUCCAUCUAUAUAUAGCUCCAUAAUCCCCAUACAUCUCCUCUUAUGUGUCUGAUGUGAUCAUCUUUCUUGCUACUGCUGCAUACCCAUCAAAACAAGGCAAGAUGAGGAUGAUAGAUUUGGGAAGCCAAAGAGGAUCCCUAAACAUGCACAUGCAUAAGAAGUUGAUGGACACCCCAACCUCAAUAGAUUGUGGCAGGGAAGUAAGGUGUCUGCGUUCAUUCCGGUCGCUCAUGGAGUGUGUUGUCCCCUCCUGUUGUGGUCCCCAACCAUCCUCAGACUCUCCUGAUGCCAAUUCUACCACUACAAGUUCUCAUGCUUCCUCCAGUAGUAGUACAGUACUGAGAGGGACCUUCUUCGGAUACAGGAAUGGAAGAGUGAGCCUUUGCAUCCAAGAAGACAGCAGAUCAAUUUCAAGCUCCUCCAGCCCUCUCUUGCUGUUAGAGUUUGGGGUCCCCACAGCCUUUCUUGCCAGAGAGAUGCAGCAUGGUCUGCUUCGGAUUGCACUCGUAGAGUGCUGUAAUGACCAAUACAAUCACAAAAGGUCAGAUCGUGAUGAGCAAUGAGGUUACUACCACCAUUCAGCUAAUUCCGAUUCUCCCCAAAAUAAUAGUAACAUCUUGAAGGUGCCGGUGUGGUGCAUGUACUGCAACGGAAGGAAGGUCGGGUUUGCAAUGAGGCGCGAGUUGACCGUGGGGGACCUGGGCAUGCUCAAGCUCAUGUCAUCGGUUUCAGUGGGCGCUGGGGUCCUGCCAGAGACCACUGGUACUGGUGGUGACCUCGUCAUGUAUCUUCGGGCCAACUUCCAACGAGUCAUUGGAUCUGCUGACUCUCAGUCCUUCCACAUGAUUAACCCGGAUAACCUUGGAAACUCUGGCCAGGAGCUUAGUGUAUUUCUUCUCAGAUCAACAAAUUAACACCACCACCCACCCACCAUUGAUCAUUGCGUCAUCUGAAGGGAAAAAAAGAGGAUCAUGAACUCGUGGUGCUCAUGAUUGUGCAGGAACAUGUGGGCCUCAAGGCUUCAUAUCUGUGCUGACUUAACUAGAAAAUAUUCGCCGAGUAUAUAUUAAUACCAAUCUCCACUUUCAGAUCUGCCCGAAAUAAGAACUCUACCAUUAACUCUAUACCUAACUUCUGUAUAAUCACUUAGUUCUCUGGUUGAUAUUUAACGAUGUUGAUAUCUGCUUGAUUA
Molecule: messenger RNA, 2691 nt
Organism: Rhododendron vialii
Lineage: Eukaryota; Viridiplantae; Streptophyta; Magnoliopsida; Ericales; Ericaceae
Product: protein MIZU-KUSSEI 1
Exons: 1
Coding region: 1601-2062 (153 amino acids)
Biological process (GO): hydrotropism
Source: RefSeq, a predicted model, not a curated record